Molecule: messenger RNA, 1210 nt
Organism: Macaca mulatta (Rhesus monkey)
Lineage: Eukaryota; Metazoa; Chordata; Mammalia; Primates; Cercopithecidae
Source: RefSeq, a predicted model, not a curated record
AGCCGGCAGUGUUGCAGGCGUGGAGCGGAAGUGCGGGGAGCGGGGCCGGCGCCUGGCGGGUGAGGGCGGAAGUGCCCGGCGCAGGGCGGAAGCAGAGACGUUGGCGGCGUGAGGCUCAGGAGUAUACAUCAGAGGAAGCCAAAAGCCAGCUGGAAUAGUUCCUGAAUACAGUUUUAAUCUUGUUUGCAAUUAUUUCAAAGGGGAGAAAUCAUCUGGAUCAGGGGGAGUUCCAUCUUGGAUACUUAGACAAUUGCAAGAUGAGUGCCCUAGUGUCACCUUCCCCAUUUUCCAACUUGGUUCCUUCUGACACCAGCACUUACCAGUUAUGAUUGAGGAGUGAGAAAAGAGAGUCUGCAAUGAACAAGUACCUUUAAACUUCUGCCUGGACCUAAUUAAGAUGCUCUGGUUGCAAGGAAAUAGCAUGCCGCUUGCCAGAUCCGCCUUUGGACUCUUCCUGAGAAAUUGCUCUGCCUCUAAGACAACUCUGCCUGUGCUGACCUUAUUCACAAAGGACCCAUGCCCCCUUUGUGAUGAAGCCAAGGAAGUACUCAAGCCGUAUAAAAACAGGUUCAUUUUACAGGAGGUAAACAUCACACUUCCAGAAAACUCUGUCUGGUAUGAAAGGUAUAAAUUUGACAUUCCUGUCUUUCACUUGAAUGGCCAGUUUCUGAUGAUGCAUCGAGUAAACACCUCAAAACUUGAAAAACAGCUCCUGAAACUUGAGCAGCAAAGUACUGGAGGCUGACUUAUGUCCUCAUGAUUUUCCACCCUCUCCUCCCAUAAAGCAUCUUCCUAAGGAAAUGACCAUGGCCUGAUACUCAUUUUGUCACUUGUACAAAACCCUAAGGAUGUUCUGAAUUCAGUGGUGCCAAAUAAAUGUUGACAUUCCUCUUUUGGUUGAUGGACAUAUCAGUGUGGGAACUAUUUGCCUAAUGGCAUUUUAUGAAAUAAGAAGAGCAUACUGGCAGGGAGGGAGAUGAUGGAGGGAGAGAGAAGUCCAUUUGUCUUAUUUAUCCUUUUUGUAUUAAUAGAGAAGCACUUCACAUUCACUGGGCAAUGCCAUUUAUAGGAAGAAGGUUCUGCAUUCCUGCUGCUGCCCUGGAGGGCUUAACUUUUUAAUGAAAGAAUAAAUGCUCUUCCACUCAGUAGAUAAAGUGAAAUGUGAAUUGUUAAUAACUGUGCACAGUCAAUAAAGGGAUGUUUUAAGGAA